Molecule: messenger RNA, 4319 nt
Organism: Phacochoerus africanus (Common warthog)
Lineage: Eukaryota; Metazoa; Chordata; Mammalia; Artiodactyla; Suidae
Gene: PCARE
Product: photoreceptor cilium actin regulator
Exons: 2
Coding region: 21-3959 (1312 amino acids)
Biological process (GO): photoreceptor cell outer segment organization; protein localization to photoreceptor outer segment
Cellular component (GO): photoreceptor outer segment; photoreceptor inner segment
Source: RefSeq, a predicted model, not a curated record
GAUGACUGCCAGCUGACAUCAUGGGAUGUGCUCCUUCCCACAGUGACAUUGUUAACAGUGUUGCCAAGAGCGGCAUCCAGCUUUUUAAAAAGCCCAAAGCAAUUUUGCCAGGACAUCAGGGGGCCAGGGAAAGGUGCGCCAUCCCUUUGCUGAUUCAAAGCUCCACCUGCUAUGACUCUGGAGGGGACUUUUCCCAGGGACAGAGGCCAGCAGCAGAGCAGCCAAGUCCAAGGUGGACCCAGACCAUCACGGAAAGUCUUUGCCAGCUCCCCAGGGAUCCCACUUCAGGCAAAAGGAAAAACAUGGAAGGACUGAUCCCAGAGAACAACUUCUCUCCAUCGCAGCUUCACAAACCACAAAGCUACAAGGCUACGGGCAUCGCACUCGGGAGACAGAGCUUGCAUGGGUCACAAGAGGCAGCCUUUUCUGGGGAGGAGAGCGAAGAAAGUAAUACCCAGGAGACUUCCCAAGGGGAGAAGAGGACCCAAUGUCACAGGUCGGGCACACGGGACCAUUGCUGCCAAACCCUCCUUCCACUCCAUGAAUCGGAGUGCAAAGUGGACUUCCCCGAGCCCCUGGUGAAAGCCCACCAGCACGCUUACACCUAUCUGGACUCCUGCCUCUCCAAAUAUGAAGCAAUUCUGAGCAUCACCCAUCGUGCCACCCAGACCCAGGAGCUGCUGCAGCCCAUGGUCGGCUUCCUGUUGCUGUGUUUUGAGGAAGUCAACCAGCUCCUGGGGGAGAUCUCCAAGGAUGGAGAAGAGCUCCUCCAGGAAGUUCGAGAGGAUCUGGCUUGGCCGUGGAGGAAAGGUGAGCCCCAGGGGCAGCCCGAUCUGCUGCAGCAGCUCCUGCAGUACACAGUCAGCAAGCUGCAGGCGCUCAGUGGCCCGGUGGCCUCGCUCACCGGGAGCCUCCUGGAGGGCUCCGGCAGCUACCUCCACGCCGCCACAGGCCACCUGGGGAGCAAGCUGAGCACGAAGAGGGCUGUGGAGGAACGCCUCCUGAGGGCUCUGGGACGAUUGGAGAGCUUGGCGAGUGGCCACAGCGACCCUGAAGCGCAGGGCCUACCCCUGUGCUCCGAGGACAGUGGCAUUGGUGCUGACAAUGAGUCCGUGCAGCUGGCGGACAAGCUGGGCAAGCAAGCCAGCUGGGACUUGGUGCCAGAGCCUGCAGAAUGGAAGCCAGUGAUUUUACCCACAGCAGAGGCCAGGCUGUCAGGACACGUCUGGCAGCCAAGUCCAUUCCAGAUGGGUUCAGAUGGACCCCAGGACUGUCCACUCUCAAGGCCCCCUAUAGCAAAGGUUCAGCCAGCUGUACAGGGUGGAUCCGGGAGCCCCUGGGCCUCCAGCACAGGCCCAGAAAAUACCACCUCCAGGCCUUGGGGCAAUGGCCAAACUGUCGCACCCGAUUCCCUUGGGGCAGGGAUUUCCGGGGAAGCACACUUUCCUAGAGGCUCCCGGUGGAUGGACACUCCUCCCCUCAGUGGAGGUGAGGACAGCAGCCCAGAGGAGGAGGAAGAGGAAGAGGAAGGGAGCUGCCUGAGUCCACGUGAGUGGCAGGAAAACACUCCCCCUCCAAGGCCUCGAUCUUCACCUGCCGGUGCCCAAAGCCCAUUUCAGCCACACCCCCGGAGGCUGAGGAGCCCCCAGGCCCAGGAGAUGAUUCUGAAGAUGAAGCAGGCAAUCAGUGAAAGGAUCAAGUUCGUCCCUGUGCCCUCUGGGCACCAGGACUGGACAGAGGAAGAAGAGAAGGCGACAGUGCCACCGAGACCUAGCACCGCCAGCGGCAGCCGGAGGGCCCCCUCGAGGCACAGGAGGUCCCAGUCCGAGGGGUGUCUUAAGAGCCACAUGGAGGACCCCACCCUCCAGGAGCUGCGGGGGGUCCAGAGAGAGCUCAGCCGGAGGCUGGAGGCAUUUUACGCCCUGGACUCAGGACAGCAGGUGCAGAGCCGGGAACAGGUUCUGACGCCCCGCGCAGCAGCACUGAGGCCAGACACCCACUGCAGGGUCACCCCGAGCAACACCAUCAGCAAGCUGAAGGCAUCCCUCACCAAGAACUUCAGCAUUUUGCCAAGUCAGGACAAAAGCAUCCUGCAGAAAUGCUGUCCCCACUCUGAGGGGGAAGAGCCCCGGCAGAGAAAAGCUGAGGGGCUUCCAAGGGCCGCCCCAUCCGGGGAGAGGGCCUGUGAGGCCCUUGAAGCCAGGGACUGGAAGGUCAGGAGCUGUCCCCCCAGAGCCUCAGUCAAGAAACUCAUUGAAACUUUUAGUCCCACGGAGAGUCUGAGAACACCGGGGGAUGCCAAGGAUGCUAGGCUGAGCCCCUACCUCAGGAAGUGGGGAGUCCCCACCAUGCCUCCCAGGUUCCCCAUUUACAGGGGGCUUGCCCCUUUGUAUCCAAAGCCCCGAAUUUCUCCAGCAGCAGGUGGAGAAUCUCUCAGGAUGGGCUCAGGCUGGAGGCCCUUCGCGCCCAUCUUUCCACCUCUGCUCACAGCAGAAGCCUCCGAGACUGAGGACCUCGACUGUGGGACAGAGGACAACCCAGAGCUGCUCCCUCCACCGCCUCUGGAAAUCCUGAUGGACAAAUCAUUUACCUCUCUGGAGCCCCCAGAAAGCAGCAAGCUGGCAGAGAGCUGCCUUGAAGGGACCCACGUGCCAGGGCUGGGAGGGGCUGGCCCUGCCCGGAGAAUGUGGGCUUCCCCAAAGCUAAGAGCCUCCAUGAGCCCCACUGACCUGCUGCCCAGCAAGAGCAUGGCCACCCUCCCCAGGGCCCGCAGCGCAGAGAUGGGGAGCAGCAAGAGCGGCUGCGGUCCCGGAAAGCUCGCCCUGGACCUCAACCCCCCGACGGCAGCCAACAGACACCCAGAGGUGCAGGGAGACAGGGCUCAGAGCCAGGUACGAGCAGACAGGACCACGAGCCUCUCCAAGCAUCCCCGGAAGGCCAUGCACUGGCACCAUUCCAGCCACACAUCCGGACCGAGCAGGACCUCGGAACCCAGCCCGGCCCGACCAAUGCGAGGACUGCAUUCUCCCGAGGCCCCAAGGCAGAACCAAGAGAGAAGCCCCACCCUGGUCAGAAAGACCUCUCCCACAAGAGCACACUGGACACCCAGAGUGGACAGGAGGCAUGCAAGCCUGCCCUCCUCUCACAGACCCACCCAGCCAAGUGUCCCCAGUGUGCACGGGUCCCCUAGCCCACCACUCAGCCCUCCGGUGAGCCCCAGGGUGCUGAGCCCCCCAACAAUGAAAAAACGAGCUUCCCCUCCCCCCCAGCACAAGCCGCCCAGCCCGCCCCCAGCAAGCCCACCCGCCCAGCCCAAGGUCUCCAGCCCCCCUGCCCAGUGCACAGAAGCCAGCUCCCCUGCCUCGGGCCCCUCCCCAUCUCCCCCAGCAUCUCCCAGUCAGGGGCCCAAGGAAACAGGAGAUCCUGAAGACAAUCAGGCAGCCACGGCCAAAGCAUCUGGGAACUCGUAUUCCAUUUUCUGCCCAGCCACCUCCUCUCUGUUUGAAACUAAAUCACCGUUCUCAAUAGAGCACCCACCCCUCGCCCCACCAUCACUGCCACCUGAAGCUGCGGUCCCUCGGGGGAACCCCACGGGAGGCUGGAGGAGCAGCUCGGGGCCACGGCUGAGGGCGGACUCACAGCGAGGGACGGCUCUGGGGGCCCUCAACCCUCAGCCUUUCGUCAGAAGGACAGAUUCUGACCGCCGGCCAGGCGUCCGCCUUCUCCUGCCUGUCCCAGGCACCACCAGCAACAUGUGUGAUGCCCCGCUUGGUCAGAGCAGCGGCAGUGAGGAGGGCCCCAAGGACCCAGAGCCGUGGAGCAGCCCCCGUGCCCCGGAACCAAAGGGCGGCGGCAGAGGAGCGUCCCCCGCAGACCUCUGCGUGCUGGGCCACGGGCUGCAACGGGAGGCCGGUGCUGGCCACGCACAGGACAAGCCCCAGCAGAAGGAAGUGGCCUGACAGGCGGGCCAACUGACUCACACGGAUGCCAGUCACCCCAGAAGACAAGGGUGACAGCCAAGCAUCAGGCAGCCCCUUAAAGGGUGGGCCAACCCCACCUGAGGGGUCCUGGACAGGCCUGGAAGGGGCACUGCCCAGAGGGUCUGCUAAAGUCUUAAACCAUCAGUGUUUUCAGUCCUAGAUCCCCGUUUGCCUUGGGGGUUCAAAGAUGAACUAUAACUUUGGACCCUAUUACGACAGUCUUUAGUCCGUCAAGGACUAGCCUUACUUUAGAGGGCGAAUGCUUGACGAGCCAGGUGUUUUACUGGGAUGCGCUCCAUGAAACCAUUUAAGUCUUUCAACAGUGAACACAGCAGAUCG